Magallana angulata is the source of this 620-nucleotide messenger RNA. RefSeq lists its product as uncharacterized. Gene Ontology annotation, molecular function: carbohydrate binding. The record is from RefSeq and is a predicted model, not a curated record. The transcript has 4 exons. Gene Ontology annotation, biological process: cell adhesion. NCBI's taxonomy places the organism in Eukaryota, Metazoa, Mollusca, Bivalvia, Ostreida, Ostreidae. Bases 117 to 620 code for a protein of 167 amino acids.
GCUACACUGAAUAGUCACCAAACAGGUUGUGUGACAUCGGAGUUUUGUAAACAAACUGGCUGACACGUGGUCAAGGAUGCACCGCCAAGAAAGGGAGACUACACAGUACAAUGUAAAUGAGUGCAAGGGUUGUUGCUAAACUAGUUUUGAAAUUAAUCUUAUGUCAGAGGCGCCUAACUCAGCCAAUAAAAGUGGAAGAUUCGUACAUUAAAAAAAUAAAAGUCACCUGUCUUCAAAAUCCAUUUAGAAAAAAUUCUUGCAGUUUGGAAAACCUUUCUCUGCUCAAGAUGGAUGUGUUUUAUAUGGAUCUAAAAUUUCUUGUUGUCCUAUUUACCUGCAUCGGUCUUGUUUCCUGCCGCUGUGAGUCGGGAGAAGUGACAGUUUCCAGAUACCCCAUGCCACCAUUUCCCAAACGGGAGAUCAUCAAAUUCAAACAGCCCUUUAUGGAUCGACCCGCGGUGAUGUACGGGAUAAAGAUGAUCGACUCGGCCUACAACAAGAACACCAGGGCCGAUGUUAAACUGUUGUGGGUGCGGCCGGAGGCGUUCUCCAUCCUCAUGAGGUCUGCCUACGAUUCACACCUAUAUGGCCUGGGGGUCUCUUGGAUGGCCUGUCUAUAA